Bombus pyrosoma is the source of this 1581-nucleotide messenger RNA. RefSeq lists its product as uncharacterized. The transcript has 3 exons. Gene Ontology annotation, biological process: sensory perception of taste. Bases 1 to 834 code for a protein of 277 amino acids. The record is from RefSeq and is a predicted model, not a curated record. NCBI's taxonomy places the organism in Eukaryota, Metazoa, Arthropoda, Insecta, Hymenoptera, Apidae. Gene Ontology annotation, cellular component: membrane; dendrite; axon.
AUGAUUCGAGCGAUCGAUGGUAUCUCGAACGUUUCUCGUAUACUGUCAUCAGAAACUUGUCAUAAAAUGACUACAAGAAUUCUUAUAAAAGAUAUUUUAAUCCUGAUACCACUAAUGUGCUGCAUUCCAUACAACUUUUUCUACGUACCUUAUAUUUUUUCUUACACUUGUUGGUGUACUUUUCUCGGUGUUAUAGUAUUAACUAGCUUGUACACGAACAACGUAUACGUGCUAAAUGCCUGUUUUAAAUACAUAAACGAUUCUUUAGUGAAAGUGAUGGAAAUUCUAGUUAAUGAUGAGCCUCAUCUACUUAGAAGAGUCUAUCAUAUGCAGAACAAUCCUAUAUUGUUGACAAAGUUGAGGACUCUUAAACAGCAACAUCUAGAGAUGAGCGAAGUCGUUCAGCUACUGAAUAAUACGUGUAGCAUGCAGAUAGAAGCCAUGUUCACAAUAAUGUUCAUCUACAUUAUAUUCACUAUGUACAAUUAUUUGUACACCAUGUACAGAGAAGUGGGCGAGGUGAAAUCGCUAACUCUUAUUCUUGGCUUUGCGAUUUAUUACAUCGUACAUAUAAUUGUCACAGUUUCGAUCGUUGAAAUUACCAGGGCUCAAAUGCAGAAAACUGGCCGCAACGUUCAUCGAAUUCUUGUACAUACUUUCGACGAGCAGGUGACGACGGAGUUGGAAUUGUUCUCGUUGCAAGUGCUACAAAAGGGUAACGCGUUCGUGAUGAAGGGACUCGUAAUAGAUGCAACUCUUUUGACAAAGAUAGCGUGCGGCAUCACCACGUUUUUGUUAAUAUUAGUGCAGUUCCUACUCGUCGAGUCUUGUUGAUGAGAAGCUUCAAUUAGUACAAUUUCUGUCUUACUUCUUUCGCAAUAAAGUCACAUAUUUAAUCAAGUUAAAAGCAUUUUCAUUGCACGAUGAAAUAGCAAUCCACAUUAUUUAUUUACACACACAUUUCAUUAUCGAAUUGCAUUUUUUCAUGCUUUGAUGAUUGAGUUUCAUUAGUCAAAGUGUCUCCGUCUUAAAAACGAUAGUCGUUUGUGAGAAAUUGUAGUCUACGUACAUUAUUGACCAAGUUCUUUUAUUAAUGUCGAAUUUGUCCACUAUUUAAUGAUGUUAAAAAGUACGGGAAUAAUCGAGGAACUAAAGAAACGUAGAACAUGGAAGUUAUUGAGAGCAGCAGAUUUCGAAUCGUUGAUGUAUCCUUGCUUCUUCAUCUGCUGGUUACUCGGAUAUUUUCCUUAUAGGUACGAACAUCAAGUAUACUCAGUUUCGAAGGGGCGUUUCGCUUUUUCUACGUCUAUGAUGUUCAUUUUCGUGUGUUCGUUAAUAAUCACAAUCUAUGAAAUAAAUAUUGACAUGAAAAUAAACAGGAGCAUACCAGAGUCGAUUCAAGCGAACAUGUACGUGUUCUUAGAUGGGUUCGUGAUCGUGGUGAUGUAUUUGUUAACUGAUGCUCGAUUAUCAGUGAUCCAAAAUCUGUCAAGAACCAGCUGCAUACUGUCUGCAAAGGAUUUCAAAGAUUUGUCUAAGGUGAUUCACACGAAGGACAUUUUAUGUUUUCUAUUUCUGGCC